AUGCCAAGCCCUCGGAGCCGGUCGGCCCGGCAGAGGCGGUCGGCGGGGCAGGUUCAUUUUCCUCUGAAUUCAGGCGGCGCUACGGGCAGCUCAGGAGGCGGAAGGGACAGAAGGCCCUCUCAGGCGGCUGUUGACGUGUCGGUGGGGAGCGGUGGCGGUGAGAGCAUCAUGUCGAAAGUUACCUUUAAAGUGACGCUCACCUCGGACCCGCGGCUGCCGUACAAAGUGUUAAGUGUGCCUGAAAGUACACCUUUCACAGCUGUCUUGAAGUUUGCAGCAGAAGAAUUCAAAGUUCCUGCAGCAACAAGUGCCAUUAUAACAAAUGAUGGCAUAGGAAUAAACCCAGCGCAGACAGCAGGAAAUGUAUUUCUAAAGCAUGGUUCAGAUCUACGGAUUAUUCCCAGAGAUCGAGUGGGGAGUUCUUAACAUCUCCUGAAAGCUUUGGAAUAAGUGACAUUGCCAUGCAGCGAAGGUCUAUUUAUUUUGGAACUCCAAAAUGCAACUAAUGAAUUGGCCUUUUAUAAAGCUAGUAAAAAUGACUCCCCAGGAUUUGAUUUUUUUUUUUAAAUAGAGAUAAGGUUUCAUUUUCUUGUUAAAAUAUAUUGACUCCUGCACGGAUUCUUCCUGGACUAGUUGAAAAAUGGGAUGAUUGCAUGUUGCGUUCCUGAAAGCAAGCUGGAUUUCUUUAUAGGUGUUACUGACACCACAAGGGUAAACACACAGCCACAAUCAAUAGAUAUUUAAAAUAUUGGAUAGCGUUGAGCCUACUUUGUGGAAGAGGGAACUGAGUUACAAUUUCGUUACAAAGAGAUUGUUCCUACUGAGUGCUAAAACUUCGUAUUUCCCUUUUUUUUUUUUCCCCAAAACUUACUUUCCAUGUUUACAGGAACAGUUUUCACAUGGUUCAAGAAUUAAGCUCAAAUAGAAAGGAAAUUUCAGGGGUUCACUACUCAAGUAAGUAAAUAACUGCCAAAUGGUCCAAAGUCUUUGUAGGAUUUAGUUGCUGCAGAUGUUAGAUAAAGGAGAAAACAGAGGUUUUUCCAUGUAAAACCUUCGUUUGACGUAUUGUAAAGUUAAAUGUAAUUUCAGAGAAUUUAUGGACCUAAUCUCACAGGAAGUGCCAUCAGCUGAGAAGGAUUGCAGCAUAAUUUGAGAAUGUGUAGGAACUGGUCAAAUAUGUCAUUCCUUUUUCAGUAAACUGAUACUGGUUCUUUUAAAAAAGUCUGGUUUUAUUGUUGCGUGUUACAUGGGAAACAGUGUAGAAUUCACUGAAAUGUCUGUGUCAGAUUAUGUGUUUCUUGUUUAUAAAUUGCCAGGGGUAAACUAUCAGUUGUGUAAUUUAAUUAGAGAAGAUGUUGCUUUCCUUGAACUCGUAAUCUACUUUGUGAUUAAUAUAUUUGGCAGAAUCUUACAUUAUUGCAUUUUUUCCUUUCCUACUGGGUUUAACAGAAAGAACAGUGGGCAAUGUAGUGCUUGGUUAAGUAAGUAUUGUCACAAAUACAACUGUUCUGUGCAAUAAUCAUACUCUAGAAAGAUUUUUAGAUAAUGUGUCAGGUAGUACAGAAGUACAAAAUGCCCUUCUAAGUGGAUGUAAAUGGAGCAUAUAGAGGAAGACUCUUUUGAAAGUGAUAUAUGACUGUAAACAUUUUCCAGCUCUUCAGAUGAAUUGUAAAAUUCUGUAUUUUUAUUUUAAUAAACAAUUGUAUGAAAAAAAAAUGAACUUUGUUCUCUCUCAUAUUCUUAAUUAAUAAUAAUAAUUAAAAACUCUGCCCUUUAAUCUUCUGACCAACAUGCUGUGAGAUUCAUUUCAAGCCAGAAGACACUCAUUUUGCAGAAUUCUACAGAAAACUGCCCUUAAGGGGCAGAGGGCAUAGUUUCUAUUAAUCUAGUGCCGUGAUAUAAUUAGAGUGAGCCAAAUUAAUUGCUUGUAAAUUUUGGCUGCAUAUCGCUUCACUGAAUGCAUGAAAAACCAUCUGAUACUGGAAUAUAACAAACACAGCCUUUUUUUUUUUUCUUUUCUUUGUCUAGAGGUGCAGUUUCUUUCAAAGGACCAUCGUGGUUAGAUGCAUUUUGGAACUUAAGGUGCUCUGAUGCUUAUGUGAAAGAGAGUUAUGUAAAACUAAUUUCAGGUGGUGGCUAACAUUUCUUACACUGUUUCUGUAAUAAGGGCAUAAAGUGUUUGACAUAGUGCAUUGCAAGUAGUGUAUGUAACAUGCAAAGUAUUUAUUUGGAACAAUAAGUGGUGCUUGUAGCUCUUUAUCUGUUCAUUACAACUUUGUCACCAUGUGGUCUAAAAUCUGAACAUAACUUUUCUGUUUGGUAAAGAGGCUUAAUUUCAGUGCUACAAUGUACUUAGCAGAUGUUUGCAAGUUGAUUUGACAUUUGCAAGCUCAUUUUGUUAAGUUAUGUUUGACAUGGUUGUAUGGGAAAAAAAAUUAAGUUUAGAACCAACCUGCUUAGGGCUUGGGAGUUGUCACCAUAUGGUGAAAAGUGCUGUACUGGCUUGUCU
Pezoporus occidentalis (night parrot) is the source of this 2509-nucleotide messenger RNA. It is a transcript of the gene UFM1, whose product is annotated as ubiquitin fold modifier 1. Gene Ontology annotation, biological process: protein K69-linked ufmylation. The transcript is spliced from 7 exons. NCBI's taxonomy places the organism in Eukaryota, Metazoa, Chordata, Aves, Psittaciformes, Psittacidae. The record is from RefSeq and is a predicted model, not a curated record. Bases 1 to 426 code for a protein of 141 amino acids. Gene Ontology annotation, cellular component: nucleus; cytoplasm.